AUGACGGUACAUUUGUUUGGAGCAACAUCAUCCCCUGGUUGUGCGAACUUUGGAAUGAAAAGAAUGGCUUCUGAUAAUGAAGAACAGUUUGGUUUUGAAGUUGCAGAGUUCAUUAGAAAAGAUUUUUAUGUAGAUGAUGGGUUAAAGUCUGUGAGUUCUGUUGAACAAGCUGUUAAUCUUGUUGAGAAGAGUAUAGAAUUGUGUAGUAAAGCUGGUCUUCGGCUUCAUAAGUUUGUGUCUAAUUCUAAAGAUGUGAUCAAUGCUCUUCCUCCCAGUCUUCGAGCAAAGAACCUGGAAAAUGUAGAUGUUAUCGGGGAUAACUUACCAAUACAUAGAACUUUAGGAGUCCUGUGGUGUUUGGAUUCUGACACGUUUCAAUUUGAUAUGGUUCAAAACAAUCGCCCCCUUACGAGAAGAGGUAUUUUGUCUAUUGUUAGUGCAAUAUAUGAUCCACUUGGCAUGAUAUCUCCAAUUGUUUUAACAGGUAAACAGAUUUUGCAGCACAUGUGUGCAGAUCAACUUGGUUGGGAUGACCCCUUACCAGAAGGUUUGAGUAGUAAGUGGGUUAACUGGUAUAGUGACUUGAGAAAUCUUCCUUCUUUAAAGGUAUCAAGAUGUGUGAAACCUCCAAACUUUGGGAAUAUUCAGGUUGCAGAAAUGCAUCAUUUUUCUGAUGCAAGUACUUGCGGAUAUGGCCAAUGUUCUUAUAUUCGUUUAGUGAACGAAAACGGUCAAGUGCAUUGUUCUUUAUUAAUGGGUAAAUCCCGGGUGGUUCCUUUAAAGCCCAUUACAAUUCCACGUCUUGAAUUAGCAGCGGCUGUGUUGUCAGUAAAGAUUUCCUUGUUUCUUAAGCAAGAGCUUGAUUAUCCAAAUCUAAAGCACUUUUUCUGGACAGAUAGUGAGGUAGUCCUUGGAUAUAUUUGUAAUGAGGCAAGGAGAUUUCAUGUAUUCGUUGCUAAUCGGGUUCAGCAAAUAAAGGAACAUACUAGCCCAGACCAGUGGAAAUAUGUCACUUCUGGUGAAAACCCAGCUGACAUAGCCUCUAGAGGUGUAUCUGUUGUAGAUUUAUCUAAAAAUCCAAUGUGGUUCAAUGGGCCAGAAUUUCUUUGGAAACCAGAAGUAGCUGCUGUGAACACACAAUUUUCAGUGUGUCCUGAUGAUCCAGAAUUGAAAUCUGUUAAAAAUUUGCUAGUUAGUGCAGUGAUACCUAUGUAUAGUUCUUUGUUGGAACGGAUUCAAUAUUUCUCUGACUGGUAUAGGUGUAAGAGAGCAGUAGCAUUAGCACUCCGGUAUAAGACUAAGUUGAUGCAAAAGAUUGGGUUGCAAAACACUUCUGUUAAGACAUUUUCAGCCAUGAAUGGUGAUCUUACUGUUGAAGAAUUGCGGGUAGCAGAAAUUGAAAUCUUUAAGGUUGUGCAGUAUAGUGAUUUCAAAGAAGAGUUUGAUUCUUUAAAAACUCAUUCUAUGGUUGGAAUUCCUUCUGAUAGAGCAGAAAAAUCAUUGCGGACUAAAUCUCUUAAAGGAAAGUCUUCCCUUUGCAAAUUAGAUCCAUUUCUUGAUAGUGAUGGUUUGAUUCGCGUAGGUGGUCGUGUUCAAUUGAUAGCUUCGCUUGCUGAAUUAGAUAACAACAAGAUUAAGGAUUUUCUUUUGCAGGAGAACUGUGAUUGGUUUGAGUGGAAAAUGAAUGUCCCUGCUGCUAGCCAUAUGGGAGCGCCAAAUUAG
Messenger RNA from Ruditapes philippinarum (Manila clam), 1722 nucleotides. RefSeq lists its product as uncharacterized. Lineage: Eukaryota; Metazoa; Mollusca; Bivalvia; Venerida; Veneridae. Bases 1 to 1722 code for a protein of 573 amino acids. The transcript has a single exon. The record is from RefSeq and is a predicted model, not a curated record.